This is a messenger RNA of Phragmites australis (common reed), 1248 nucleotides long. Its product is annotated as fasciclin-like arabinogalactan protein 12. The transcript has a single exon. Bases 212 to 1009 code for a protein of 265 amino acids. The record is from RefSeq and is a predicted model, not a curated record. NCBI's taxonomy places the organism in Eukaryota, Viridiplantae, Streptophyta, Magnoliopsida, Poales, Poaceae.
AAGGGCCCUCGCCCCUAUAAGCUCCCGCCUCCACCCCCGCCCCACGUCCAGCUCACUGUGUCGCACACGAACACUCGCGCCGCACAGCACCGCUCACACUGUGGCGCAGCUCGCCAGGCCACCAACCGCUGGUAUAAGUCUAUUAAACACGACCUCAGAUCGCCGCCGCCUCCUCACCAACGCAAGCACCUACAAGCCCACCACCACCGCAAUGGCCAUGUCGUCUCGCCUCGCCAUCCUGGCCGUGCUCCUCGCCGCGUCGUCGGUGAUGGCCGCGGCGCAGAAGGCCAAGGCGAAGCCGGCGCCCGGCCCUGCCGCCGAGGCGGCGGACAGCGGCCCGCCGACCGACCUGACGAAGGUGCUGGAGAAGAAGGGAGGCUACACCAAGUUCCUCCAGCUGCUCCACGACACCCGCGUGGACGAUCAGAUCAAGGCGCAGCUGACGGACAGCUACAACGGGCUGACCAUCUUCGCGCCCACCGACUCCGCCUUCGCGUCGCUCAAGUCCGGCACGCUCAACGACCUGUCGUCGCAGGACCAGAUCCAGAUGGUCCUCUACUGCGUGCUCCCCAGGUUCUACAGCCUCUCCAUGCUCGGCACCCUCAACGGCAAGGUUAACACGCAGGGGUCCGGCCACGACGGGCCCUACAAGUACAGCAUCAAGCGCUCGGGCGACAACGUCAACGUCUCCACCGGCGUCAACUGGAUGCUCCUCGGCAGCCCUGACAGCAAGGACUUCCCGCUCGCCGUCUACCCCGUUGACAAGUGGCCGCUCCCGUACGAGCUCUUCGGCCCCAAGCCGCCCACCCCGGCCCCAGCCCCGGCGCCAGCGCCAACCAAGUCCAAGACCAAGAAGCACAAGAAGUCCACCGGAAUCGCGGAGCCGCCCACGGCCGACGACGCCAGCGCGGACAACGUGAAGGCGGCGGCCGCGCCCGGCGCCGGGGUGGCCAGGUGGGUCGCCGCGCUCGGGGUGCUCGGCGGCGCUGUCCUUGGCGGCCUCUUCUGAGGAGAACAGAAUCAUCAGAUCAGAGGGUGAUGGUGGUGGCGGUGGUGGUGGUGGUGUGAAUGUGUGAUCUUCGACGGCAUCGUGCGUUGCGCAUUGCCAUGCACGAUCGAGUUGGUGUUUGCGUACCCCGAUUAUUGAUCUCUGUACCAUUUUGUGUUUGUCCGUCGAAUUUAUUCUUUUUUUCUUCUUAUUUGUAUUUGCAACUUAUGUGAUAUACUAGUACUUCUUUCAUUGGAUUC